ACCAUAUUUGUUUGUGUGUAUCCGCAUACCAGACGCUCGUCCAUGCUGGCUUGUGGUCAGUUUAACUGUGUUUGGGUGCAUCACUGUGUGUGCGUUUGUGAAUGUCACCGGCUUCUUUUCUUUUUUUUUUUCUGAGUUAAUCCCUUAAGAAGAGGUGUGGUUCUCUUCCUCGCUCUGCGCUCCCUCUCCUCUCCGUCCCUCACUCUGAACGUAAUAUCAUCACAUGCUCUCUCUCGCUCCUCUCCUCCUCCUGAUUCUUUUCUUGUGCUGUUGUUAAUGCUGUGGCCGCUAGUCCGAGGGACUACUUCCUCUCAGCUUGUCAUCUCUGCAUCUCCUCUCAUCUGCUGACCUUUCUGUGUGAGAUGAGUUCUUGUGGCGAGAUGGGGGAGGCCAUCGAACUCAGCACCAGGGAGCACGUGACCCCGGAGAUGAACAAGCUUCGUCAGAGCCUGAGGAGGAAGAAAGGCACCUGCUUGCCAGAGGCCAGCAGACCGUAUCAGUGGCAGGCUGACGAGGAGGCCGUACGAAAGGGCAAAUGUAAUUUCCCUGUUCGGUACCUGGGGUUGGUGGAGGUCGAGGAGUCGAGGGGGAUGCAUGUAUGUGAGGAGGCAGUGAAUAAACUCAAAGUUAGCGGGAAAAAGACAGUCAAAGCAGUGCUGUGGGUUUCAGCGGAUGGACUCAGGGUGGUGGAUGACAAAACUAAGGACCUCAUCGUGGACCAGACCAUAGAGAAGGUUUCGUUCUGCGCUCCUGAUCGGAACUACGACAAGGCCUUCUCCUACAUCUGUAGAGACGGGACGACCAGACGGUGGAUGUGCCACUGCUUCAUGGCUAUCAAAGACUCGGGCGAGAGACUGAGCCAUGCGGUCGGCUGUGCAUUUGCUGCGUGUCUGGAGAGGAAGCAGCGCAGGGAGAAGGAGUGCGGCGUGACGGCUUCCUUUGACGCCAUUCGCACCCUUUUUGUGCGAGACGGCUCCUUCCGAGUGAACUCAUCCAGCAGCGAGCGCGAUGACAAAAUGCAGGACAAGAAGAAAGACCAAUCCUCUGCAAUCACAGUCCUCCCACCUGGCAACGCCUCGCCACCCGAGGGAGCGGGUUCCCCUAUGGAUCGAUCAGCACCUGGCGGGCCUCAUGCCAUUCCUCGCCGCCACGCGCCCAUUGAGCAGCUGGUACGGCAGGGCUCGUUCAGGGGAUUUCCUGCUCUCAGCCAGAAGAACUCUCCGUUUAAGAGGCAGCUGUCGCUCCGCCUCAACGACCUGCCAUCCACACUGCAACGCAAGACCGACUUCCAGACCAAGAACCCUGAGAUGGAUAUGGGGUUGCCAGGCGAGGGAGAGGGUUGUAUUAACGCUCUGUGUGGCCAGAUGAACGCCGCGCUCACCAAGCCAUCAGACGAGAUCUUCACCAACCCCUCUUUGUCUGCAAAUGGUCCUCCAACCUGCCCCGUCCCCCCUAUCCUGCCUCCACCACCUGCGCCAAUGCAGGCCACCUCUUCCUGGGUGCAGCCGGAGCCUCCGCUUCACUCUCCUCCUCCAGUUUCCGUGGCGAUGCAGAUGCAAAUGCAGAUGCAGUGUGGUCACAGGCGCACACCCUCCGAAGCCGAGAGAUGGCUGGAGGAGGUCUCCAAGGCAGUCAAGGCUCAACAGACUCCUCCCCCUGGCUCCACAAUCCCCACAAUCCCUGGACCACCCUCCAUGUCCAGUCAGGCAGCCAUAGCAGCUGCCCCAGUUUCCACCAUCCCCCUGUCCAUUGGCAACAUUUCAAAACCCCUCAUCUCGGGCCCUUCCGCUCUCUCAGGUCAGGUCCCAUUGCCCCUCCAACCCAUAUCAAUAUCAUCAGUUCCCUUAAUACCUGGCCCUCCAGUAACAGGCCCCCCCAUGUCUCUACCUUCUAUGUCAAUUCCCACGAUGUCCGGUCCAAGCAUGACUGGGGCACCCAUGAUGCAGCCCCCCAUCCCUCAAGGCUCCCUUCCCAGCUCCAUGCAGCCCUUUCCUUUGGCUUUUGAUGUCACUCCAGCCCCUGUGGGAAUGUUUGCCAGUCAGCCUGUCCAACCGGCCUUUGUGCCUAUGCAGACCUACAUGCCAGGCCUGGCCAGCAGUAUGACCUAUCCCAAUGCCAGUGUGCCUGUGGUUGGCAUCACACCGUCACAAAUGGUGGCUAACGUCUUCUGCACAGCUACAGGCUCGUCCAGUGCAGGGGGCACCAUGGGCUCGGCAGGAAUAGGACCGAAAGUGGGAACACUUGGAUCAGUUGGGCAGCACCAUUCUUACCCAGUAGCAGUUGGGGACACUGGAGGGUUUUCCACUCCGCCAUUAUCAACAACUAUUAAUGGCCUCCCACCGCACAGUAGCAUGAUGGACCUGCAGAAUGGGACCUCCAGCAGCAGUAGCAAUUGGCCGCCAGAGGGCAGCCAGCUAACAGCUCCAGCACCGACCGUUGCGCAAGACGAUGAUCGAUUUGAGGCCAAGUGGGCGGCACUGGAGGCCAAGCCAGCGGCUCAUCCUGGCAAUGUGGCGCCAGCUGCGGCCGCCAACCCUUUUUCCAACAAUCUCCAACAGACUUUUGAGAUUGAGCCAGAUCGGUCCUCCCAAAGCUGUAGCUCUAGCACUGGAAUCAAAGCCUGAGGGAGCCUGGCACCAAUUCCAGCAUCUCUGCUUAGUGACAGCAGGAUGCAGAACCUUCAAGUUAGCCUAGCACCGGACCUGUGGCAGCCUGGUAACUUGCUAAAAGCCCUCAUUGGAGUCAAUGCUAUUAUGAUCCUUAUUGCUUUCUUUGCACUCCCUUGAGAGUUUUGGAGGAAGUUGUCAGAUUGCUGGGCUGCCAUUGGAAAGUCGGGUUUCUAGAUGACUACGCUAAAUGGGCUGAAUCUUUUCACUUCAUCCCGCUAACCUCUCUUCCCCGAGUUCACAUCGCCACUCACGCUUUGCUUUACCUGCUGCGAGUCCCAGGAUGUACUGUAUGUGCCCACUGAGGACAAUGUGGGGGGGGGGGGGGGCACCUCAGUGGUUUCUUUCUUUGCAAAGGGGACUCCAUCCAGAUGCAUUUCCAAUCCACAUAUGAGAUGUUUUGUUUUUUUUAUCUGGUGGAGAAUAUUGGGGAUAACUAAGCAGAUAUGGCUACAUCACAAGACCUGCAGAGAAGCAGAGGAGAUGAUCAGACCGAUGCUGAUCUUAACCGAGCACAGCAAAAUGUCUGGAUACCUGAAAGGACUUGCCAAUGAUGUAAGACCCGGCCAUUUCAACAUGAAAGGACUUACUAAUAGUUGAGAUUUAUGGCGAAAAUUAUUUUAUUUAUUGUAAUUCUUUUUUUUAUUAUAACAAGUUAUAUAUACAUGCAAAUCUAAAUUUUUAGUGUUCCAGGAGCUAUAUUUAUUUAACAGGAGCGAAACUACAGGUAGCAGACAGGUAUCAGGGCAGCAGAAGCGGGGGAAACAAGUAGCAAGAGCUGACAGCUAGGCAACAGCAACAGUAUGACACAGUAGUGUAUAUAGCAGCAUGUUUCUUCCACCUGUCAGCCUCUCACGUAUAAACGCUUCACUGCCGGUGAGGCUUGUUGUGUCAAUAUGGCUUCACUUUGGCUCUAUGCUCCAUUUCUGCCCCUAGAGCUUCGCUUCAAGGGUUAGCCUACCGGGAUAUGCAUCACUCUGACACUCUGGACAAUACAGCACAGCAGUCUCCAUUUUACUCCCGAAACAUCCAAGGAAUGUUUAUAACUCAGUGGAAACAAACCAAAAAAAAAAGAAAAAAAUCUACAUCACUGUGCAACUGGUUGCUCGACUUUCCUACACUCAAAAAAAAAGUCCUUUAAUAUGUUCAAACACAGGGUAUAAUCUCAUCACAUAAUAAGGUAUGAUUGUGUAGUACUGUGCUCAUUAUCAGAGGUGAAAGAGAGGAGGUACAUGAGUGACGCAGACUGAUUUGUGAUUUAGUAAAUCAAAGUGGAAGAGGAGAGCUAAAGAAAAGCUUGCAAGAGAAAACAAGAAGGGAUGAACUGCAUGUGAAAGACUGAAGGAGAGAAAGGAGUGAUACCUUGAAAUAAUGAGGUGGAGGAUGUCUGAUGAAAGGAAAAUGAAUAUGAUGGUAACAGAGAUUUGAUUGGGCGACAGUCUGUGGAAAAAAAUUGGGAACAAAGGCUUAUUCAUUCUCUGCUAAGCCAACAUCCCGUCACUCUAUGAUGUGUUUUGACAUCAUAUUCCUCAACUCUUCAAACUCAUCAAACAACACAACAGGGUCAUAAACACGAUUCCUUCUUAGUGUGUGCAACUACAAAAAGAGUUCAAACUUUAAUAACGUCUGUGCUGAAACGUGCGAUGAGGUUCAGGCUGGUUUAAGAGCGACAUAGCACAGAAGUGUUCUUUAGAGAAGGGCUUUUUGUCUCUAUGAUUUCUGUUUUCUCUAUGACCAGAGAUGCUCUUAUUACGGCCCUUUGUAAUUGAAUUAUAAGGAUAUGGACGGCCACUCAUUAGGUUUUCUGCUUAUUAACUCCCCACAGUUUAAUUAACUUACUGGCUCUCUUCCUGUGGCAGUGAUCCCGUCUGACAGGCUGCCUCUCGGAGAUCUGAGACGUUUGUGUCCUCGCAGGUUUUUUUUUGGACCAAUUGAUAUUUCUUCCCGCUCUCUCUACAAGACAAACUGAUUUACUCAUGAAAUCAUUUCUUUUGAAAGUCUAGUUUAGUCCUCAACUCUUGUUUGCACGCCCUCCAAAUGAUAAAUGUAGGUUCAUUAUGUUCCACGUUAAAGCAAACUUAAUGACCUCAUAAACUUGAUUGUAAAACCAUAGUUUAGUGAUGGUAACAAAGCAAACCAGUGGAAUUUAUUUUUAAUCUUUAUUUACAGAAUUUUUGUAUUUAAACCUACAUAUUUGUAUUGUAAUUACAUUGUACAAAAGAUAAAUAAAGUAAUAUAAUAUUACA
Messenger RNA from Labrus mixtus (cuckoo wrasse), 4912 nucleotides. It is a transcript of the gene numbl, whose product is annotated as NUMB like endocytic adaptor protein. The transcript has 9 exons. NCBI's taxonomy places the organism in Eukaryota, Metazoa, Chordata, Actinopteri, Labriformes, Labridae. The record is from RefSeq and is a predicted model, not a curated record. Bases 363 to 2624 code for a protein of 753 amino acids.